ACUUUAGGAACAAAUCCAAAGAUUCUUCAAAACCUGCUUGUCGCUAUUCCUUUUCUCCCUAAUUUUUCAUCUUGACCCUAUGGCAAUAAUAAAGCCACGUCGCUCCUACCUGAUUGCGGCUUAUGCCUUCUCCCUACUCCUUAUCUAAGUGGAGGAAGAACAACCUAGCAGGGCAACAAUAAUGGCAGAGGCAAGAAGCAUUAGUGGCAGCGACGUCAGUGAAGUAAGGACUGUUAAACCCAAGAUUGAAGGAGAAGGAAAAGCUUUCUGUCACUGUGAAGAAGGGUGGUCAUGUGUGAUCACCAAGACCAAAGGCCCAGAUGCCGGCAAAGUGUUCUUCAAGUGCGGCGAAGGUUGCAUCUGCGUAAACGUGACAGAUGACGGCGGUAUCGCUACUUCAAGCAGCAUCCCUGAGGGAUUUGGUGAAUUGGGAGGAGGCAAAACUUUCUGCAAAUGCGAGGAUGGGUGGGCAUGUGAGAUCUAUAAGACAGAGGCCCCUGAUGCUGGCAAACCAUUCUAUAGCUGUGCGGAGGGUUGUAAGUGUGUGACUCCUGCUUAAUGCUUUACUGUAAGAAUAAUUAUAACUAAGAUGUAGAUGUGGGGCAAUAAUAAUUGCAUAGUGCAGUUGGUGAGUUAUGGCGCAAAAAGUCCAUGCUCUUUAUACGAGCUCUCGAGUUCAGCCUCUUGAUAGAGAGGUCUUUUGUGUGGGCUUGUGAGCAAGCCACAAGCCAAAAGUGCAUUUAGUGGUCUUCCUUUGGUUCAUCAGUGGCUAGUGUUUGUAUGUCAAUCAUGUGUCUAGUGUUUUCAUGUUACGGUAUAUUUGUUACAUAUAUAUAAAAUAAAAAGAUGUUUAAAA
Macadamia integrifolia is the source of this 856-nucleotide messenger RNA. Its product is annotated as DNA topoisomerase 3-alpha-like. The record is from RefSeq and is a predicted model, not a curated record. The transcript has 2 exons. NCBI's taxonomy places the organism in Eukaryota, Viridiplantae, Streptophyta, Magnoliopsida, Proteales, Proteaceae. Bases 182 to 559 code for a protein of 125 amino acids.